AUGUUUGCAUGCCAGAUAUCCUUUUUAGAAAAUCAAGGGUAUAAGUCAGCUGUUUUACAGAAGGAACCAUUCCAACUGAAAAGGAGAACAUUACAAGCAAAGUCAUUUGAAAUGGUUAUGAAAUUCAACUUCAUAGAUAGUUGUGGUUGUCCAUCCACAGAAAUUAUUGUCCCUCUUAAUUUUAAGGUUUCAAGAGACUGCUUCGAGCUUGAUAAGGAUGCCAUAUUGCAAAAGCUCAGACACACAGCAAUUCAAGAAUCAUGCUGUGGGCAGAAUGCAGUUGUUGAGAGAAAUGCCCUGUUGACCCCAAAAACUGAUGUCAUUGUAUAUGCCAUUGUAACCAAUGUUAUCCGGUAUAAGAAGACCACUGAAGCCUUGGAAGCUGAUUCUCUAAGUAAUGGUGUUAAAAGGCGAAGGGAAAGCGCAAAUGGUACUGAAACAUCUCGGAAGCGAUCCAAAGUGCACAGGCGCAAACCUAGGUUUUAG
Prunus armeniaca (apricot) is the source of this 486-nucleotide messenger RNA. The record is from the annotation of a GenBank genome assembly. Lineage: Eukaryota; Viridiplantae; Streptophyta; Magnoliopsida; Rosales; Rosaceae.